UCCAAGCUAGAGCGGCUAUUUCAAAAUGGCGGAGGCAGACGAAAAACAACUCGACACUAGCGGUAAUUGGGACUGUGGAAAGGCUACAAAGCAGAAGAGAAGGUUACCAGAAUGGAUGAAAAACGUCGUUUUAGACAAGGAUCAUACUGACUCGAAGAAAAAACGAAGAGAUCAACAGAAAACAACACUUGUUUCAGACCUCCCUGUUCUGAAGUUCACGGGUAACAUUGUGUAUUGUUACCAGAAGGAUGACUGUUCAUUUAUGUGUGAAGACAUCAUGACUACCUCAUCAACUGCUGACUAUAGCUGUGUUCUAGGGUUUGAUAUAGAGUGGCCGGUAACAUACACAGUAGGGAAAGAAGAGAAGACAGCACUGCUCCAACUCUGUACCUCUCACAAUAAGUGUUACCUGUUUCACCUGUCCUGUAUGCCUGGCUUUCCUGGGGGACUGAAGAAGCUUCUUGAGACUGAAUCUAUCAAGAAAGUUGGAGUUGGCAUUCAAGGGGAUGUGAGGAAACUGCUACGUGACUUCGACGUUAACAUGAAGGGAGGCAUGGACCUGUCCAGUCUGGCCAAUCAGAACACUCGGAGUGCAGAAAUCUGGAGCCUCGAUAACCUCUGCAAAUAUGUGUUAGAUGUGCUUGACGUUCUGCCUGACAGUGUAUAG
Branchiostoma floridae (Florida lancelet) is the source of this 667-nucleotide messenger RNA. Its product is annotated as Werner syndrome ATP-dependent helicase homolog. The transcript has 6 exons. The record is from RefSeq and is a predicted model, not a curated record. Gene Ontology annotation, biological process: nucleobase-containing compound metabolic process. Bases 26 to 667 code for a protein of 213 amino acids. NCBI's taxonomy places the organism in Eukaryota, Metazoa, Chordata, Leptocardii, Amphioxiformes, Branchiostomatidae. Gene Ontology annotation, molecular function: 3'-5' exonuclease activity; nucleic acid binding.